AGGGGACCCUGCCCUGGCUGAUGUCACCACAGCUCUGGACACAGAGUCCUCCAACGGGAAGGAUCCCCUGGAAGCUGCUGGGGACAGCUCAGAGGUCCUGGAUGCCCAGGGAGGUUCCGUGGAUGAGGAAAAUGGGAGGCAACUGGGAGAGAUUGAGCUGCAGUGUGGGAUCUGCACCAAGUGGUUCACAGCUGACACCUUUGGCAUUGACACCACGUCAUGCCUGCCCUUCAUGACCAACUACAGCUUCCACUGCAAUGUUUGCCACCACAGUGGGAACACCUAUUUUUUAAGAAAAACAAAUCUCAAGGAAAUGUGCCUUAGUGCUUUGGCCAACUUAACCUGGCAGUCAAGGACACAAGAUGAGCACCCAAAAACCAUGUUCUCCAAAGAUAAGGAUAUUAUCCCAUUUAUUGAUAAAUACUGGGAAUGCAUGACCACACGCCAGAGGCCUGGGAAGAUGACUUGGCCUAACAAUAUUGUGAAAACUAUGUGUAAAGAAAGAGAUGUUUUCUUGGUGAAAGAGCACCCAGACCCAGGGAGUAAAGACCCAGAAGAAGAUUACCCCAAAUUUGGACUUUUAGACCAAGAUCUUGCCAACAUUGGUCCUGCUUAUGACAACCAGAAGCAGAACAACACCGUGUCCACGAGUGGGAGCUUAAAUGGGGGAAUGGCUGCAGGAGGCAGUGGGAAGGGACGAGGAGCCAAACGCAAGCAGCAGGAUGGGGGCACCACGGGAACAGCCAAGAAAACCAGGAGUGACCCCCUGUUCUCAGCUCAACGUUUACCCCCCCAUGGUUACCCUCUGGAACAUCCCUUCAACAAGGACGGGUACCGCUACAUCCUGGCUGAGCCUGAUCCCCAUGCUCCCGACCCAGAAAAGCUGGAGCUGGAUUGUUGGGCAGGAAAACCCAUCCCUGGGGACCUCUACAGAGCCUGCCUCUAUGAACGAGUCCUCCUGGCCCUGCAUGACCGAGCUCCUCAGUUGAAGAUUUCUGAUGACAGGCUGACAGUUGUUGGGGAGAAGGGUUAUUCCAUGGUGAGGGCCUCACAUGGAGUCAGGAAAGGAGCCUGGUACUUUGAGAUAUCCAUGGAUGAGAUGCCUCCAGACACAGCUGCCAGACUGGGCUGGUCACAGCCCUUAGGGAACCUCCAGGCCCCUCUGGGAUAUGACAAAUUCAGCUAUUCCUGGCGCAGCAAAAAGGGAACAAAGUUUCACCAAUCCAUAGGGAAGCACUACUCAGCUGGCUAUGGGCAGGGGGAUGUGCUGGGCUUUUACAUCAGUCUGCCAGAAGACACAGAGACUGCCAAAUCCCUGCCUGACACCUACAAAGAUAAGGCUCUGAUCAAAUUCAAAAGCUACUUGUACUUUGAAGAGAAGGACUUUGUGGACAAAGCAGAGAAGAGCCUGAAGCAAGCACCUGGAAGCCAGAUAAUAUUCUUCAAGAAUGGUGCCAACCAAGGAGUUGCCUUUAAAGACAUCUUUGAAGGAGUUUAUUUCCCUGCAAUUUCUUUGUACAAAGGCUGCACAGUUUCUAUAAAUUUUGGGCCAUAUUUCAAGUAUCCACCCAGGGAUAUCACAUACCAUCCAAUGAGUGACAUGGGCUGGGGAGCAGUCGUGGAGCACACCCUGGCAGAUGUCCUGUACCACGUGGAGACAGAAGUUGAUGGGAGGAGAAGCCCCCCCUGGGAGCCCUAACUCAAGGAGGUGGUGACACAACCUUUAACAACAAGGACACAGUGGUGAUGUCCAGUCCAGAGCUGGGUUUUUUGGUGGUUUUUUUUUAAUUAUUCCAGAGGAACAGAGCACUCCCAGCAAGCAAGGUGUCUGGGUGGUUGGUGCCUGCUGCAGAUUCCUGCUUUUCCCAGGGUGUUGGAAUCAUUUGGAUCUGUUUUAUGCUACUUGUGGGCAUCUCUUGGGGGGGCUGAGUAACUCUUGAGGGGCUGAGUAACUCUUGGGGGGUUGUAGCCAAGUGAAGAAGCAAGUUUUGUGUUGAGA
Messenger RNA from Calypte anna (Anna's hummingbird), 1999 nucleotides. RefSeq names its product set1/Ash2 histone methyltransferase complex subunit ASH2. Gene Ontology annotation, molecular function: transcription cis-regulatory region binding; protein binding. Lineage: Eukaryota; Metazoa; Chordata; Aves; Apodiformes; Trochilidae. The record is from RefSeq and is a predicted model, not a curated record. Gene Ontology annotation, cellular component: Set1C/COMPASS complex. The transcript is spliced from 15 exons. Bases 233 to 1699 code for a protein of 488 amino acids.